CGGAAUGAAUUAAUUAAUGCAAUAAUAGUUGCGGUUUAUAAUUAAAUAGUUUGAUAAAUAUUAAUUAUUAACGAAGUUUUUUUUUAUUUAUAUUAGACUUUAUUUGUGGAAAAAGAUGCGACAAGUUGAUAUAUUUUUGUAUUACCAAUGAAGGAACGUUAAAUUAGAGGAAAUGGAAAGAAAGGCGUGCUGUGGUUGUGCUCAAUGUAUGGUGCGCGUCGCUUCUUUUUUCUUACAAGAAAACAAGUCAUCCACUGUUUGUUAUACAGUUCGUACGACAUUUUAGGCAGGUAGAGUAACGUGGGUACGUUAUUGUCAAUAAUAUUCAGUUAGUUUCACAAGGAGAAGUAAAUGACCGUGAGCAAUUGAACGCUACAAUACCGCGCGCGAAUCUCAGGAAAAAAAAAAAGUGAUAAAAGCGUAAACACUUUUGGUCGAAUGCAUCAAUGAACAAAGGCUCUGCGCAGAAAAAGUGUAUAAUUUGUCAACAGAUAUAAAGGAAAAGUGUGUUUUUAGAAGAAAUAUUGUGGAAAAAGCGAAGACGAAAUUUUGUACAUGAACUGAGUGUGAUUAAAGUGCGCGCGCGUAUAAACGUGCCACCAGUUUCCUACGGGUUACCGAACGCUAACCAUCAUUUUGCGUACAUCCAAUUGUUCUGUAAAAUUUGCUUGGGCAAAGAAAUCUUUCGACAAACAUUACGCUUAACUACGCGCGUGCGAAAAUAACGUACCUAUGAGGACCUCGGCGAGCCACAUAAGGCAACAAGCUUUGAAGGUAGUGGAGAGUUUAAAGAAAGGAGGCCUACGUUUGCGAUGAGUAUGCCGACGAAAGGGAAGCAUCACCAUCUGCCCCAUCAUCAACAUCAUUCUCAACCUCAUCAUAAUCCGUCACAACAUCAACCACAACUUCUAGUGAACGUCAAUCAACCAAGUGUCCAUUCGACCCAAAGUUACAACACCGUGGUUACGAGCAAUACUCCACGUUUUAUACCUAAUGCAGGCGUGCCAGUAACGUUGGAAAAAGAAGAAAAAGUUACAUCAGGAAGAAUGGUUUCGAGAUAUGGCGUCUCAAAGGAGGCGCAGUGGGGUGUUGCCGUAGGUGUAGGACCUAUGCAUUGUCCCCCACAUUGCGGAGGGCCCCAUCACCAGCACCAUCUUUCGGCCCCUCAUCCCCAAAAUCCACAGCCAGGUCACAAUCACCACGUGCAUCCGGCCCAUCAACCAUCCACCCUCGCCGGUCCCCACUUGAAUCAUCAGCUGAGCCAUCAUCAAUUGACUGUCAAUAUUAACCACCUGAGUCAUCAACAGCAACAACAGCAACAAACUCAGCCACAAGCACCACCGCAAAUGCGAGUCGUCACUGCAAACGCCAGAUCAGACUUUCAUGUAUCUGGACAAAAUUACGGCACCCAACCAGGGGGCCAGGUGGGUGGGGGAGGGGGUAGCGUAGGAGUACCUGGGGGCAGAGGACCUCCACCCCUCGGCGGGUUACAGUCGAUAGGACAAUCAGGAGCAGGAAUACCGCCAGGAGGUCCUGCUGGAGGACAAGCACCGCCUCAAACCUCGGCACCCGGGGUACAGUCGCAACAGCCGCAAGGUCCGGCACCUACUACAACGCCCCCCGUACAUACCCCCUCGCCACAGGAAAUGGGAAAACAAGCUCAUUUACAACCCCAACCCCAACCUCUGUCACAAGUAUAUGGGCCAACACAAACGAGGCCGACGUCACAAGGUUAUUACCCCGGUCCGAGACCGCAACAACCAAGAGGUAUUAGUCACAGAGGUGGUCAAGGAGGUACUGGUGCACAGGUAGUGGGGAUGUCUGGUGUUGGUGGAGGCGGAGGUCAACCAACUGCGAUUUAUCAUCCAGGUGGUUUACCAGUUCAAACUGGAGCAAUGUAUCAAGUCCCUAAUCUUCAUCCUAGUCCUCAUCAGCAGUCCGUAUUCGCAAUGAACAGUCAAAUACCCCUUCAGGUAGUAUUUGGUGGUCCACCUCAAAGACAUCAAACGCAUCAAAAUCAGUCAUAUUUUCCACCAUUUCAACACUCUGCCAUUAUAACGGCACAAAAUAUGUUUGGAUAUGGUGCUCCUGCACCAACUCCACAACCUUAUUUUUGGCCCGCUGGUCAACCAACAAAUACGCCACUAAGUUUAAGUAGACCAGGUGCAAGUGCUGUCACUGGUGGGGCACAACACGUUGCAGGCCCGCUGGCCAGUGCCCAAGGGGCUCCAGUAGUACCUCAGGGUACACUUCAGCAACCUACGCAACAAGCUCAGCCUUUACCUCCAAUAGGUAUAUCUCUUUCACAGACUGAUAUGUACUCAGGCCAUAACGGUGGUGCAAGUACGACGAAUAGGACACAAAAUCUCGGAAAACCAGAGGGCAAAAAUGCUAUUACCGAUAUCGUAGAUCCGUCAACUGGUAAAAAUAUAGCCAUGAAAUUACAGGAUAACGAAACAAUUCAAAGUAGUGAAUCUAGCAUCGCGAAACACCUCAGCUACAAAAACAAUGAUGCUGAGGUGCAAGCCGACUUUGCAGCCCAGGUUGCAAAAACUCUUGCAAAAGUCGCGACCGAAGAGUCUACUUCUGACUCUACGGUACCGACCUGUGUACCAAUCACAAACACAAACACAUCGACAACUCAAAAUGUAACACAAAGUUUGUCGAAUUCUCAAACAAAUUCUAAUAACGACGUGAACAUCCAGUGUAGUACCACUUCAACUGCAGCGCAAAACGUACCUAACGUAACCGCAUUGUGUAGUCAGUCGUUAGGUACUACUAAUAACGUGACUCAAAUAGACUCUUGUGUAGUGAAAACGGAGUCUAAACCGUUACAAAUUCCCGUGAAGGAAUUUCAACCUCGUGGCGAAAUAAAAACUGUGGUGAUUGAGGAUCCACCACCGCCUGUACCACGUAAUGUAAAUAAGGAUGAUAUUUCUGCGCAGCUACUUUCCACAACGGCAACUGAAGUUGAGAUGAAGAGUACGAGUGUCCCAUCUAUCGCAACACAGACAUCAGUUCCCCCUGUGACUACGUUACCAAGUACAAACGUUCCGGAGAUUCCAAAACCGUCCACCACUGCCCCAAGUACUAAUCCCGUUCCUGCCAGAGAACUGUUCCCUAAUUUAUCCAAUAAAAAUUCAUCGAGUUCACCACCCAGAAGAAAAUCUCAGACUUACACUCAUAAUCAACCUGCUACUGCAACAGAGCUGCCUUCCAGUGCCAAAGAACAGAAAGAAAAGAAAACGAGGGAAAAGAGUCUUAGUUCUAGAGGCACUACCCCUACGCCAGCUCACAAUCAAACAGAUCAUCAUGUGAAAACCAAUGGUGACGCGACUACCGAUAAGCCAGAACCUGAAGCAGCGCGAACUGAAGUGCAGCAACAAAAAUCAUCUGAUGGUAAAGCCAUGCAGAAACAAAAAAGUAAAAAUAAACUUAAACCUCGUGAACUUAAUCGCAAAGGAGCGGAGAAAGAAGGCACAGAUAUGGAUGCUUUCGUAAACACGGUACCUCCAGCGAAAACCGAGGCGAAACAAGAGAUUAAGGAACCUUUGCCGGUAAAGGACAGCAAUAAGGAAGAAACCAGUCGUGAAAUAACGAAAGAUAUUAAGGAAAAAGAUAAUUAUGAAUCGAAGAAGGAGAAAGAAAUUUCCUCGUCUGUUCAUACGAAAACGGAGAAACAAGUAACUCCUUCGACACCUGAAAUUCCUAAAGAAAGUACUACUCCUGCGCAAGCGCCUGUUUUGGAAAAACUGUCGGGUAACAACGAAACAAUGAAAGAAUCUUCGCCAAAAAUUGAAGACACCAAUAAAUCAAAUGCAUGCAACGUGCAAGUAAUAAAAUCAGUUCCUAACGAUGUUGUUGAUCAUGCGAUAGUUAAAGAGGAGUCUGAGGUAGAAGCAAUAGUAGCACAAAAGAACGAAGAAAAUUCAAAGGUUUCGGCAGCUCGAAUACCUACCGAGGAAAAACCACUGCAAGCAUCUUCUCCAGUUAUUGAAAAAUCAGUGGAAAACGAAACUUUGACUGAAAUUGAAACAACCAGCGCUGUCGCCGCCACCACCGCUACUACCACAACAACAACAUCAGCAGCAACAACACCAGUAUCAAAUCAAAUAACACUAAAAUAUAAAUACAAUGACUAUCAAUGGAGUCCCAUAAAUAAAACCGGUAAAAAAGUUUAUGACCGUGAAUUUUUAAUGAAAUUACAAAAUGAUCCAAGUAGUAGAAUUAAACCAUCGAAUCUACCAGACUUAGAUGUUGUUUUGAAAGACAACUCAAAGGCACGUACGACUGUUGAUCUUAGACCGUAUAAGGAUACAAAUAUGAAUAGACCGGAUGUUUUGUUCCCUAUGUUUAUCAAAGUACUUCUAAUACCGAGCGGUAGGUUGAAAAAGAAACAGAUUGAAAAAAUAUAUAUAAUUAUUUUAACGAUCAAACAACCAACGAAUCGUAAUAAGAGCCAUUCAGGAAAAUCGUCAAAGCCAACGAAACCAAAUGUUAUUCACAUGUCGUUAUCUCUCAGGGAAGAUGUAAAAUUGAGGGAAACUGAAAAUGCAUGGAGACCAACAAGAUUAAAACCCAUUAGUCUUACCGAAGAGGAAGCAAAGACAGAAGCUCUGUAUAAAAGAGUCAGAAGUGUUUUAAAUAAACUUACACCUCAGAAAUUUAAUACCUUAGUCGAUCAAGUACGGACGUUAAAUAUCGAUACUCCGGAACGUUUGCAAGGUGUUAUCAAUUUAGUUUUUGAAAAGGCUGUCGAUGAACCAAGUUUUUUCUGUAGCUAUGCAUUAAUGUGUAAAGUAACUUGCUAUGAUGGAGUGUCAGGUGGAGGCGGCACCGUUGGAGGAGGUGGUGGAGGAGGAACAAGAAUACUCAUUUAGUUUCAAAAGCUCAUUAUUAAUCGUUGUCAAAUGAAUUUGAAAAAAAUCCGAUGUAACGAAGUGACAAGAGCUGCGAAACUUAAAGAAAUCGACGAAUGUUCGGAUCCUGAAAGGAAAAAAGAUUUGCAAGUGCAACUUGAGGAAGAAGAACGUCGCAUACGUAUAAAAUCCGUAGGAAAUAUACGAUUUAUUGGUGAACUUUACAAACAAGGAAUGUUAACAACUACAAUCAUGCGUCGUUGCAUAAAAGAAUUAUUAAAUCAGAAUGAUGAAGAUAGCCUUGAGUGUUUGUGCAAAUUGUUAACCACUAUUGGAAAAAAUUUGGAAAGAAAAGGACCUGCUGAUGAAAUGCAAGAUUAUUUUAAAAUGCAAGAUAUAGUUUCACGACGAAACCAAGGAAAAAUUAGCUCCAGAAUUCGAUUUAUGCUGCAAGAUGUGAUAGACUUGAGAGCAAAUAAGUGGGUUCCAAGGAGAGAUGAAAGUAAUCCCAAAACAAUUGAUCAAAUUCAAAGGGAAGCAGAGUCUGAAAGAUUAGAUAGCCAAUAUAAUACUCCCUUGAAUACACCUCGAAAAGAUGAUCGUACUAAUGAUAGAAAAAGGAAUCGUGGUAUUGGUCAAACUGAUGAAAGUGGUGGGAGUCAGCCAAUAAGAACAAGACAGACAUACUCUGUUGAAACAGCCAAGCUUAAAAAUAAACCUCCCCCUAUGGAUGAUCUACAAUUAGGAAGCAGAAAUAUGUAUAUGUGGAAAACGCUUUCAAGUUGUGGUUCAACAGCAAUCAAUUCAAAUAAGUUUGCAUGUUUAGACAAUGUAUCAACAUUAGAUCAAGAUAAACGAAUGCCAUCUCCACAACUCUCUGGGUCGAGAUCCACUGGUCCAAGAGAGUAUGGUCGUGACUACAAACCUUCCUAUGAUGGUAGGGGUUCACGUAAUGGUAGUCAUCAGUUAAGCAGUUCGUCGUCGAGUAGAGAAAGCUCGUUAUUAGAUAGUUCACAAAGUCAAAGUGUUUCCAUGCCACCACCAUUGAAAUCCUCACAGUCUACUACCUCUAAUAGUCAUAAACCUCCAAUGAAUGAUGAAGAAUUUAUGAAAGUGUUGAACAAGAUAUUUAAAGAUUAUCUCAAAAAUCUUAAUAUUGAGAAAGCUGCAUCAGCUAUACAACAGAACUUCGAUAGUACGCUAACCAAAUUUAUACGUGAAUUAAUUAAUUUCGUUCUCGAGAAAUCCCCUAUUGACAGAGAACAUGUUUCACAUCUUAUGUCGCAUUUAAUCAGUCAGAAAAUUUUGCCUUUACAACAUCUUAGAAAUGGGUUCAUUGAGAUACUGGAAUUAGUUGAUGACCUUUUACUUGAUAUACCCAAAGUUUGGUCAUAUUUGGCAGAGGUAUUAGCACAUCCUAUAGAAGAUGACAUACUUCCUCUAUCAGAAUUGAAACCUAUAUUCGAUAGUUUAAGAAGUCGAGGUUAUGUAGGCAGAUUUCUUGGAGAACUGCUAUCAAAAGUAUCCCGAGAUAAAGGACCCAAAUGGGUUGCAGAUAAAUGGGACCAAAGUGGACUUCAGUUGAGCAAUCUAAUUGAUCCAGAACGUGAAGAAGUUGAUAAAAUUGUUAAUGAUUACAACUUAGAGUUCUGCACUGGUGAUUAUAAUAGUGCCAAAAGCUCAACUAUUAAUCAGCCCACGUUACAGCAAAGUCAGAAUGAACUUAGAAGACUCAUGAAGGAUAGUAAUUUCGAUGUAAUUUGUGAUUGGAUAAUUGCAAAUAUAGGUAACCGAGUGAAAGAGCCUGAAUUUAUCCGAGUAUUAACGACUGCCAUUAUAGAGACGUCCAUGGAGACAGUUAACAACAAGUGGACUUUGAACACUGAUGUUUUCAUUAAUUUGCAACAAUUGAUUCGCCGGUUCGUUGAUGCAAAUGAAUUCCUGGAAUUGCAAUGCCUUUAUGCAAUUCAAUUACAUUUGCAUCGUUUGCAAUAUCCACCUGGAAUUCUCUUCGAUAUCAUGGCAAACUUGUCGGAAAAUAAUAUGAUUUCAAGCGACGCGUUCCUGACGUGGAAAAGGUGCCCCGAACCAGCCCAACGUGAAUGGCAUGGUGUUGCAACGAUGUUGCUAACAUCGUUUUUCACUGGUUUACAAGAAGCCGAUGAUGCUUCCAGUGUAGAAGACGUAUCGACUAGCGCGCCCCAAGAACGUUGUUGACGAUACCGUGAUUGAAUUCAUUAUCGUCUAUUAAAAAGACUUAAAUAUACGUUCCCUCGUUAAACAAAAGAAGAUACGCGAAGUGAGAUCAAAUUGCAGUUUUUUAAAGUAAAACGUCGUAUAUGUUAAAAAAAAACAAUGGAGUGAUAGUAGUGCGCGGGUGUAUGUAUAAUAUAAUCUAGAACUUCGAAGAACAUGAAGUGGAAGAUAAUAAAGAAGGUUGUCAUAUAAAAACAGACACAAUGGCUGAGACCGCUAUACAUAAUGAAGAUAAAGAUUAAUUAUUAAUUAUGAUACAAAAGUAAAUGCGAGAUAAUUAUUAUAUAUAAUUCAUUGAAAUGGUUUAAAGUUUAAAUAAAGCAAAACAAAAACCAACACGAGAACAUUAAUCGUAUUUCUUAUGUCUUUUGAAAUGUCACUGCAACUUGUCAAUCGCCAAAUAAAAUUGAAAUUUAUCAGUUCUCAUUUGUGGCUUAAUAUUGGCAAAUCAUAAAUGCUAUUUGCAUUUUACCAAGCGAUAUCGUAAAACAGCCGGUGUUUGCCGUAUGACUUAGAUAACAAAUUACAGACCGCAGGUGUGUAUAAGUAGGUCAAUUUUAAGUAAAAUAAAUUUGAAAAAAAAAAUUAUACAGAAAGAAACUAUUAAUAACCAAGUCUGAUUGAAGGGCGACGGUUCUUCCUAUUAUUAUAACAAAUAUAACAGAAUUACUAAUUUAUAUCUUUGCGAA
Messenger RNA from Osmia bicornis bicornis, 7804 nucleotides. It is a transcript of the gene Eif4g, whose product is annotated as eukaryotic translation initiation factor 4 gamma 3-like. The record is from RefSeq and is a predicted model, not a curated record. NCBI's taxonomy places the organism in Eukaryota, Metazoa, Arthropoda, Insecta, Hymenoptera, Megachilidae. Gene Ontology annotation, molecular function: translation initiation factor activity; mRNA binding; protein binding. Gene Ontology annotation, cellular component: eukaryotic translation initiation factor 4F complex.